AAAUACAUAAUCCACAAUUUCAUUAAAUCACCCCCGCUUCCCUCAACUCAUUUCUCUGUAGGAAUGCUUUCAUGGCGGCUAUAGCAGCACAAGAUGCAAGCUUAGGCGACAAAGAAAACAACCACAACAAUAAUAACGGCGCUCUGGUAAAGCUCAACAAUGACGAAGACGAAAGAGGGGCUUUGAUCCGCCGCCCUCGCGGCCGUCCUGCGGGAUCAAAAAAUAAGCCGAAGCCGCCAAUAAUUAUAACACGUGACAGUGCAAAUGCUCUGCGCGCUCAUGCAAUGGAGAUCGCAAAUGGCUGCGAUGUGGGCGAAAGUAUUGCGACUUUUGCGCGGCGGCGGCAGCGCGGAGUUUGUGUUCUCAGCGGCACCGGGACGGUCACCAAUGUGACCCUGCGCCAACCGGCGGCGCCCGGCGCCAUUGUUACUCUUCAUGGAAGGUUCGAGAUCUUGUCGCUUACGGGAGCUUUUCUGCCGCCGCCGGCGCCACCAGGCGCUACUGGACUCACUAUUUAUCUCGCCGGCGGCCAGGGGCAGGUCGUCGGCGGGACUGUUGUCGGCGCGCUUAUUGCCUCUGGACCGGUGGUUAUCAUGGCGGCUUCUUUUCUUAAUGCGAGCUUUGAUCGAUUGCCUUUGGAGGAGGAAGAGGCGGCGCCGCUGUCUCAAGUGGCCGCGGGUUCGCAGGCGCAGCCUUUGCAGAUGCAGAGUGGGGCCCAUGGGGGGAGUCAUCAUACGCUCUCUGAGCAUUCGAAUAUGGCGGCGCUUUUUAAUGUUCCGCCUAAUUUGCUUGGGAAUGGGAAUGGAUUGCCGCCGCCUGAUGUUUAUGCUGGUUGGGCUCCUGGCCGCCCUCUUUAUUGAUUGAUGGGGCUCAUUUAUAGGUAACCUCUUUGUUUCGGCUGGAUUAUUUUUAGCACCUAUGUCGAUUGAAUUCUAACCCAGACGUAACAGCUGGAUUUCUUCGUGUU
Molecule: messenger RNA, 967 nt
Organism: Cryptomeria japonica (Japanese cedar)
Lineage: Eukaryota; Viridiplantae; Streptophyta; Pinopsida; Cupressales; Cupressaceae
Product: AT-hook motif nuclear-localized protein 26
Exons: 1
Coding region: 72-860 (262 amino acids)
Biological process (GO): vegetative to reproductive phase transition of meristem
Cellular component (GO): nucleus
Molecular function (GO): DNA-binding transcription factor activity; minor groove of adenine-thymine-rich DNA binding
Source: RefSeq, a predicted model, not a curated record